UUCAACUCCCAGCGUUCCCCGCGCCCUCCCUUUUCUUCCUUCCCGGUUCGCUCGCUCCCAGCGGGAUGACGACAAGGAGGAGGUCGACGACGACGGAGAGCCACCGCGGCCCGGAGCCCCCCGAGCGAACGUGAAGGAAGGUCGACCCCGCCGAAUGGCAGCCGAGCCCCGGCCGGUGAUGCGAGGAGCUCCUUUCGCAAACGUCGGAAGUGCCGAUGCUUCAGGAACCUCCGCCCACCCGAGCGGCCGGCCGGGGAGACCUGCUCUGUGACGUCACACGGCACGGCAGCUGACCGUCGCGCGGUGGAAGCUCGCUCCCGCUCGCCAGCGCUACGCUACGCCACGCCACGCCGCGCCAAAGCCGCAGGGCGCUCGCCCGUGGCCAUGGAGCGCUCGGACAGCAUCCAGCUGGACGUCCCGGACUUCGGCAAUUCGGUCCUGUCGCACCUGAACCAGCUUCGCGCGCAAGGGCGGCUGUGCGACAUCGUGGUCCACGUGGAAGGCCGCAGUUUCCGAGCCCACAAGGCGGUCCUGGCCGCCAGCUCGCCGUACUUCCGCGACCACACGUCCCUGAGCCAGAUGAGCGCCGUGUCGCUGACGGUCAUCCGCCGGGCGUCCGUCUUCGAGCGUCUGCUGGGCUUCUGCUACACGGGGCGCCUGCGCCUGCCGCUCCGCGACGUGGUCAGCUACCUGACGGCCGCCAGCUUCCUGCAGAUGCAGGAGGUCAUCGACCGCUGCACGCGCGUCCUGGAGGGGAUCCACCUCAAGAUGGGACUGGCCGAUCCGGAGGCGGAGCGCAGGCCCGAGCCAACCGGCCCUCCGGGCCCCCCGGAGGCGUCCGCCGUCCCGCCGGAGGCCGAGGAACGGGUCGCCGUCAAGACCGAGCCCGGCCCGGCCGACGAGGGGUCCGGCUACGGCGACGCUGCCCCGGUCCUCGUCGAACAUCAGGGAGCCGAGAGCGAAUCUCCGAGCGGAGGCAAAGAUUUGCGCCGCGCCAACUCACAGGGCGAGGAGGCGGCGGCGGCGGCGUACGAGGACUACGGCGGGGACCCGGCGGGCGAGCGCUGGUACCGCUACAACCCGCGUCUGACCUGCAUUUACUGCUGCAAGUCCUUCAACCAGAAAGGCAGUCUGGACCGCCACAUGCGUCUGCACAUGGGCAUCACGCCCUUCGCGUGUCGCCUGUGCGGGAAGAAGUACACGCGCAAGGACCAGCUGGAGUACCACAUCCGCAAACACACGGGCAACAAACCCUUCACCUGCCGCCUCUGCGCCAAGAGUUUCCCCUUCCAGGCCAUCCUCAACCAGCACCUCCGCAAGAACCACCCGGGACACCGCGCGCCAAACAGCGCCGCCUCGCCGGAGACUACCAGCGCCGGGGGCCCCUCCCCGGGGCGGGAGGACGGCGCCGAGGGCCCCCGCGCCUCCGCCACAGGGCCCGACUGACGCGCGUCCGGGUCCUCCCGACGCCUCCGCCGAGGUCCGGGAGGACCCCCGCGAGUCGGUCUCCGCCACGCGGCCCGAAUCGGGAGGAGCCCGAGGGCUGCGCGGCGAGGGCCCCCUAACGGACGCCGGCCGUCUGCCGCACGACCGUUUGGGAGAACCGCGUCCUUCUAUUCCGCCUCGUUACAAAAGCGGCCGUCGUCGAGAUCGGCUCACGACGCGCCAAAACUAACCUCUACUUAAGCUCAGUUACCUCUCGUCGCCAGAGGGGGUGCGCCGCGGUCAUUUUGCCGUCCUGGCGGAAAGGGAAAAACGGGCGCUCGCUCAAAUCAUUUCAUAGGGCCUUCUCCCAACAUCGGCCGCCAUUUCGACGGAGAUAGACGUUCGAUCCGCUUGGAUUGGCGCCGGCCGGGCCGAAGGGGUUCCCGACGUCGUCCGCGGCGAUGAAAUGUGAGCGCUCGCGGCUAGCCGUCCCGGUCGAAAUGAAUUUUAGUGAACGGCUAGCAUACGAUGCUCACAAAUCCACUCAAGUGACAAUCUACGCGGACGUCUUUUGGCCCGGGGAAACCGUGACGACGGGAUUUGGCUAUUUGGCGAGGAGGGGCCUAGCGUGACCGGACCGGCACACGUAGCACAGCGCUUAAGCUAGCAAAACUCACCAGUUUAAAAAAAAAAAAAAAUGAAAACCACAAAACCUCAAGCCAAUUAAAAAAACCUCAAGACCUCAACCCGACUGGCGGAGCCACGUCGGUCCCACCUCCUCUCCGCCGUCCGUCACGUUACCUCACCGGUUUGGGUCUCGGUUCUCUUGUCGAGUCGGGUCAGGUUUUGGCCACUGUUGUCACUGGAUGGACCUCAGCCUUGUGACUUUUUUUUUUUUUAAAUUUUAAUGCUAACUUGCAGAAAUGGGGAGGAGUCAAAGUGUCACAUGUCUGGCUUUAUAUUCAAGAAAUAAAAAAAAUUGACUGAAAAUGGUGAGUUUGUUAGCAUUUUUUUGGGGGGUCUAAAUCAGGGGUCCCCAACCUUUUUUGUGCCACGGACCGGUGUGAAUUGGGUCUUUUUUCCACGGACCGGUGUUCUGUCAAAUUUUGCACCCUGAUAAAAUUUUGCUCCCAAAGCUUUUGUGGCGGUGAAAACAGACCUUUUCUAUAUUCAAUUGGACUCUCAUUGUUAUCCAGCGGUGCUAAAAAACUAUUUACAUCAUAAACAUACAUGUGCAACACGAAAAUGGCGUAAAUGAAUGCUUAAUGACACGGCAAAGUCGUUAAUUGAGAGAGCUGCGUGCAGUUGUGUGCAGCUAACAUACUAAAAGUAAGUUAAUAUUCCUUUCUUUAAAGAAAGUUAGUAGUGUGUACUUUGGAAUCGCUUUAUUCACUCAUUUUUAACGUUACACGCACGCCAAAUUUGUCAAAACACUGGCAAUGUGUGGAAGGAAACUACAGCAAACAUUAAAAUUUGUUUACAGCCCCGUCGUGUUAAGUGCAGGGAAAACACAACUCACCCGCUGAAACAGCGGGAGGCCUGAUCUUGUUUCGUUGAGACGAGAAGCCCGCUUCACGACGAAAUGUUGGAAAUUGUAGCACAGUAUUUAGUGCUCUCCUAGCGAUGUCAGGAUAUUCCGAAAUGACUUGAAUCCAGAACCUCGGUAGAGUUGGUGUCUCAAAUGUACGUUUAAGGUCGUCGUGAUUUGCCAUCUCUGCAAGCUGAUAUUACUGCUGCACAGACAUGCUCAAAUCACUCGGUUUAUUCACAUAGGGGUCACGAAUCCACUCCUUCGCAGUUCAUGGGUCUUUAGUGAUUGGGAAGUAGCAUAGAUUUUGUUUUCUUCGAGGUUGUAGGCUCAUCUUCUGACUCGUCAGGUUCCCUUUUCACCGUAAAAAAUCUGUCCAAAGACGUCUGUUUUUAGUCAUUCUAGUGUGGGGGCUGAUUAUUUCCGGGAACAAAUGUGAUGGGCGACGACUAGGGUUGGGCAUCGUUUGAAAUUGAACGAUUCCGGUUCCACGCAUCGAUUCCGGUUCCGAACGAUUAUCGAUUUGGAUUCUUUUAGGAGGCAGGGUAAAAAAAAUGCAUGGUUCAUAUUCAAGUGUUAACUUCUCGAUUUUUUUAAAUGAUAUGAACUUCUCAAUGAACAUGUAUAUAAAUAUCAGUCUUUGAACUUGAGCAAUUUUUUUCCACUUGCCGGUCAGGGCAUCGAAACAUGGAAUCGAAAUGUAAAAAUUGGAACGAUUCCGGGAGCAUCGGAGCGAUAGAACCGAUUCCCGUCGAUUCUCGAUGCCCGACCCCAGCGACGACCUACGUCAUACGUUAUUAUCGAGGCCAAGCGCACGUAGAUAUCCAAAACAAGAUGUACUGCUAACAGUCCAUUCAACGCAUUUCUUUGACGACCUCCAAUCUAUCCUGUAGUUGUAUAUCUAGAGUAGACAGGGAUAUUGGUGUGUUGAGCAGCACAGGCCAAAAUCAAUCGGCCAUAAUGCAGUCGUUAUCAUUUCUGCGCGGCCCGGUACCAAAUGUGCCACGGAACAGUACCGGUUCACCGCGGCCCGGUCGUUGGGGACCCCUGGUCUAAAUCAGGGCCGGCCCAGCCUAUACGCAGACUAUGCAGCUGCUUAGGGCCCCUGACCACUAGGGGGGGGGGGCAAUCUGGCAAUUGUUUAAUUUAUAUUCUAUUUUGUUUACUACAGUUUGCUU
Corythoichthys intestinalis (scribbled pipefish) is the source of this 4131-nucleotide messenger RNA. RefSeq names its product zinc finger and BTB domain containing 37 (gene zbtb37). Gene Ontology annotation, molecular function: DNA-binding transcription factor activity, RNA polymerase II-specific; RNA polymerase II cis-regulatory region sequence-specific DNA binding; protein binding. The coding region runs from base 385 to 1446 and encodes 353 amino acids. The record is from RefSeq and is a predicted model, not a curated record. Gene Ontology annotation, biological process: regulation of transcription by RNA polymerase II. Lineage: Eukaryota; Metazoa; Chordata; Actinopteri; Syngnathiformes; Syngnathidae. The transcript is spliced from 4 exons.